UACCCUCUCAAGUCCCCUUUUUACAUCUGAAAAUACUUAAAAGACUACCGGUUUAGUCCCAGUUGAACACUCGGAUAAUAUCAACAUAUAUAUGUUUGGCUUACUCUGGUUACUUCAGUUCUUCACUGGUGGUACAUUAGAGAUUGGAAGCAAGAUGAAGAGCAGUAAAAGAACAAGCGUACUUCACAUCUUUGUGUACAUGUUGGCCUUUACGUGGAUUAUCGGAGGUUCGAAUGCCGACAAAGAAAAUUGUAAAAUAUGUCCGGCAGCGUCGAAACAAACUGAUCAAGUAUGCGGCUCAGAUGGGAUAACAUACCCUUCUAAAUGCUCGUUAAAAAGGAAGGCGUGUCGAAAGGAUAUAGAAUUGGAAAUAGCAUACGUAGGCGAGUGUUUUAAUACAGUUACAGUCAACAACAGCCCUGCACAUACAGAUGCGACUACGGUGACUCCACAGCAUACAACAUCUUCAGUGGGAUUUAAUACAGAAUCACUUCCUAUUGAUCUUGAAGAUGCAGGUCUACCAGUGAAUUGUAAGAUUUGUCCAAGACCUUCCAUUGUAUCGCAACGGGUUUGUGGGAGUGAUGGUAAGACUUACCGGUCAAAAUGUUUAUUAAAGAAAAGGGCUUGUAAAACAUUGAAAGAGAUUGUGAUGCUUUACAAGGGAAGGUGUAAGCUGUCAGCUAGGCCUACUCCAGAAUCGACAUCGGAACCUUCAGCAGUUACGAGUGAAUUGACGAAGACUCGACCUACACAUCGGCUGUUACCGCUACAGCGUCCUCGUCCGACUCGGGGUUCAUAUGAAGCAGGGAUACGCCGAAAUCAAGGAACCACACAGGCUACCGCUAAACUUCCGAACGAAAUUGAAUCUCGAUUGACCCCUAAAAUCGUAGGUCCAGACGGUUCUGACUCCGAUGAGUUUGGAGAUGAUUGUGAAGAGUGCCCACAACCGACUGUAAACGACUUUGUAUGCGGCACAGACGGAACGACAUACAGCUCUGCUUGCCUUCUGCGCAAACUCAGUUGCAUAAAUGGUAUCCGCCUUAUUAUUGCACACAGGGGCCGAUGUUAUAACGAUACAGUCCAACUGCCGACACCUAACAAAAUUGUAGGCCCAAAUGGAAUCCCUUUAGGCCGACUUGAUACAAGAAAUAACACGUGCCACAAGAAGUGCCAACUACCUACAAAACGAGACAAAGUUUGUGGCAGUGACGGCUUAACGUACCCAUCUAAAUGCAUUUUGAAGCGAUCAGCGUGCCUGUCGAACACCGACAUUAGUGUAGUUCAUAAAGGACGAUGCAAGACGAUUCCUGUCACAAAGGAGAAUAGGAUCUCAGAAGAAGACAAUGAUGACAAUUCAGUUGAAGACGGUGCAGAACCUUCAAAUCUUCCGUCUGUCAACGCUAUUGCCGAGACUUACCGAAAUGGAGAGGAUGACAGUACGGAAGAUGAUAAAGAUUCAGAAGAGGUUCAUCCAGUAGGAGUAGUAACACCAAACAAGAAAAAGAAGAAAAAUAAUAAAAAGCCACCCAGUGACAAUCAUACAUUAACACCAAUUAAUAGAUUGACAACUGAAUCUACAUCACCUGUAACUUUAAAUAAUAGUACAGGUGUAAGCACUUCCAACACACCUGUAACCCAAGAUGAGCAAACAACAGAUAAUCAACAUGGCUUAAGCACUCCUCUACCUACAUUUACGCCAGUAGGUUUACAACAAGGCACCGAUAGUGUGAUGGAAACGCCUACCUUAGUCACAAACACUCCAACAACUGUAGACCUAACCACCAAAUUAUUAUCAACAAAAUUAUUCUGUGGUGGAAAGUGUCCGAAACCAACGAGAAAUGAUAAAGUUUGCGGAAGUGAUGGUAUGACGUAUAGCUCCGCGUGCUCGCUAAAAAAGAAAUCAUGUUCAUUCGGUACAGAUGUUGUUGUAGAUUACAAAGGAAAAUGCAAAAAACCGGCAAAAAAAUUACAGGAGCAUAUUACUCUACGUUCAACAACGUACCAACCAACACCAACAAAAACAACGCAUGAGUCUGAACAAACACCGACAAAUCCCGGAACAGGUGAUAGAAAGCUGUCACAGAACUCUGAGUUUCGUAGGAUGUCACAUACGACAUCCUACCCACCAACACCUACGCCAACGAAUGAGUAUGGACAAACACCGACAAAUGUUGUGACAUCCGGUAAAAUACCGUCAAAGAAAUCACAGUUUCAUACUACACAUACAACAAACCCACCAACACCAAUGAAAACUGAGGAGUCUAAACAAUCUAUAAAUGAUGCGACAUCUGAUAAACCGACUGUCGAUGAAACUGUUUCAUUAUUGACAACUGCUUCUAGUGAAAGAAUUUCAACAGAGAAAGAUUCAAUAUCAGAAUUCCACUCAUCAAAUGAAUUACCGGAAUCACCUCAGGAGAUGGUUGGUGAAGAAAAACCCACUGAAGUUACAUUCUCUCCUAAUUCAGAAUGUCCAAAUAGUACAUACUGCAUAACUUCAAAUUCUCGUAGUGAGAUUCCCGAAGAAACACCCACACCUACGGAAACAGAUAUGCUUAGUGAAACGUUAAACCGAUUGAAUCGCUUGGCGAGAGACCUUACACAAUCGUUAUCAAAUAUACUGAAUGAAUUGGCAUUCUUGAAAUCACAAAUUCAAGACUCUCAACAGAAACCAAAUAUGGAUGAUUGCCUAUUGGAUUGUUCGACUAUGUUCAAACCCGUUUGUGGAACUGAUCGAGUAAGCUAUACCUCUGAAUGUGCUCUGAAUAAAUUUAAAUGUGUCCAAAAUGACAUGGAUCUUUCUAUUGCCCACGAUGGGAAAUGUCAAUCAGAUAAGUGAGUCAGGACCAGCAAGUAACACAGUAGUAGGAAACUGUUGAAGGCAAUUAUAACACAUCUGCAAUUAACAUACAGUACUCUCAUUCUGUAUUGCUUCUUAAACAAAAUAAAUUUAUUUGUUCAGUUAUUCUUUAUUUUCAAAAACAUGUUUGCCGUGGUCUAAAGCCGGGCACUCACUGCGUCGUCCGACGAAUCCAACUCCGCUCUUUGUGAGCGGUGCACGACGCCACGCCGUCUGCUGAUUGUCGAUGGCGGUCUGAACGGAUCGUCACUGAAAAUGAUCCGUUCCGCGCGUCGUAGUGUUGUGAUCUCAUUGGAAUUUCGUCGAAGUGAGUGCCAUGGCUUAAUGCAUCCUUAACCGAUAUAUAAUUUAGUGGUACUGUACUAAUAUAUAACCACAAUUAUGGUUACGGUACUUAAUGUUUAAACCUUUUUAUAGGUCUAUGUUGUAUAAUUACAAUAAAAAGAGAAUUGUUAUGACUUUCUGAUAUGAAAACGAUA
Anneissia japonica is the source of this 3336-nucleotide messenger RNA. Its product is annotated as agrin-like. Gene Ontology annotation, molecular function: protein binding; extracellular matrix binding; calcium ion binding. The record is from RefSeq and is a predicted model, not a curated record. The coding region runs from base 92 to 2836 and encodes 914 amino acids. Gene Ontology annotation, biological process: anatomical structure development. Lineage: Eukaryota; Metazoa; Echinodermata; Crinoidea; Comatulida; Comatulidae. The transcript has 8 exons.